GAGGCGCGCGUAUUCCGCGUUCGAAUUCAGAACGUCCGAAAACAAAACACGACAGCGUUCCAAAUUCAAAAAAGUGUAAUCAAAAACAGUGCAACGUGCCAGUGUUUUUAUAAAGCGUGAUAAUUUAAAAAGUUGCGAGUGAAAAUGUGACUGUGUUUAAAAUGGGCCUUGAUUUCGCGCGAAGCGUUACAUUCGAGUACUGUUUGUAGUUAAGAUGCGUGAGUUUUUAAGGAUUGUUUUGGUGUGUGCGUGUGCAUUGCUUUUGACGGUAUGUUGUGAGGACAGUGAGGAACUGGAUUCGAGGGGUGAGAAGGAUGAGAAAGGGCUCCCAACAGGCACCCGUCGCACGACGACGCAGAGCAGCGUUAAUGCGACAAGAGAUCAACAACUGCACGCCGUGCUGGCGGCGCGGCGGCGACAGCUGCUCAACGGGCGACUCGCCACGCACAUCAAUAACUUAGCCAACAUAGCUAAUAAGCCACAUAAGAGUAAUACAACAUUCCUCCAGAUAGAAGUCCGAGACUCGAACAGCUCCAUAAUCAAGAGGAUAACGUUCGACAACUCAAGUAACGAAGCGGCUCCCAGCCUUCGGCUCACAACGACCGACGGCAUACGGGAGAUAAAACAAGAUCUCAAACCCCACGAGAUCAGACAUCUGUUCGUCCCCAAAGUCUACCAGGAAAACCGAAGUCGAGCAGGUUUUAUAAAUAACAGAAGAAAUAAAACACAAGGACCUUCUACAGAAAAUGGAAUAAUCUACGUUCCACCAGAAAAACUUGAAGGACUGGACAAAGAGGUAGACUUGGAACCAGAUGAAGAAUUUCAAGUUGAUGAAUCUAAUCAUGGUUUAUAUUUGCUCAACUAUUCAGAUACUGAUAAUGUCACACAAAUUCCAGUUUUAAAUGUAACUGUAAGUGCUAAUGAAGUUAAUGUAAGCAGUACUGUAAAAAUUGAAAAUACAACGCUCGCCAGUAAUGUUACUAGUAGCGUUACGACAGAAGCCCCAAAUGUUCAUGUACAUAAAAAAGUUGAACAACUUGAAGACGUUAUUGCUAAUACUACUGAUAAUAAACAUACAAAACCUUUAAAAACAGAGAACGAAAAAGAUAAAAGAAAUGAUACUCAGUUUAUGUCAGAAGAAAUUUACAAUCACUUUAGACCGCUAGAAUCUGAACUACCAGUUGAGGAUAUGACGCCAUUUAUUAAUUUUGGGCAAAAGAUAGCAGGUCAAACUAUUAACGAUAAUCUAACUGACUCUCCAUCGUUAUCAGCAUCAACCAAGUCGGUAAAUUUUAUUGUUGCUCCCCCGGAAAGACGAAAGUUCAAUUCAAGAUAUUCUGCUACCGAAAAAUAUAAGAACACCAGUGUCGAUGAAGAAGAAUUGAAUGAAGAUAUGGAUGUCUCCGUAGUAAAGAAUACAAUUGAAAAAAAUAAGAUCAGAAACACUGUGAAAGGACCAGCUCCCCAGCGUCACGUAGGAUUAGUUAAUGCUUAUAGAAAACACACUACGCCUUCCACAUCCAAACCUCCAAAUAUUGCUCAACUAAAUGUUACUGAACCCAUAAUAAACAAUGUGACUCCUAGUUCUGUAGACAAAAGUAGUAACGCGACAAAUACUACUGUAAAUAAAGAAAAUAUCAAUACAAAUUCCACUGUUAAAGAAAAUAUUUCCAAUAAAACGAAUGGAACUUCAGUACCGAGAAAUUAUACAAGAAGUUACCAUAAUUUACGACGUCGGCCUGCUAGAGUCACAACUGUUUCAAGCACUGAAAAUAUACUACCAGUUGUAGUUGUAAACACAACAACGGAAAAAGCUUCAACAGUUUAUACAGCUGUAGUGACUUCUGUAUCGAUAACAUCUUCCAUGAAAGGACAGAACAAAACUGACAUCAAAGAUGCUGACAAUAGUACAGUCAUCGAGACAAUUGUGCCUAAGGAAAAUGAGACGGUACCUUUCAUCAUCAACGUUACUGAGACAACUCCGAUACCACCACCUUCUUCUAGGGUACCAUAUAAACACAGAAUUAGGAUACGAACAACAACUACGGAGAGUAGUGUCCAGUCUAGCCCAGCGGUUUACAUGCACAGAGCAUAUGAAAACAAUGACGUUACAACUAAAAUUUCUGACCUCAAAAACGAAGCGACAACUUCCAGGAUAUCUGAAAGACUAGCCAAUUUGUUUAAGCAAAAUGAAUAUGAAAACAACAAUAAUGGAAGCACAAUUAGACCGAAAAAUAUACUAAGAAGACGACGACCAACUACAACAACGACUUCCGCUCCAGUAUCUAGUUUACGACCUACAUUUAUGACUACGAUUUCGACUACGACUGAACAAUUAACAAGCCCCGUCACAGCGGCGGAAGAUUCGACAGCUACUGAAACAACUAUAAAACCAUUGAUGGUCACUUCAAGGACAUCAUCACAAUCUAGUUAUAAACCUACAAUCACUCCAGACACAUCUACCGAAAAAGAAGAAAACAUCACUUCAGUCGAUUCAGUGGAGGAUGGAAAAGCUACUUCUGAUAAUGAAGUAGUAAUAGAACCCGAAAAGACUUACACAGCUUCGUACGUCUUAGCCGGCUUAGGUUUCCUGCCUGUGGCGGGUAUAGUAGUAUUUGUUUUAAGGAAUAUAUUAAAUAAGAAGACCAAAGAGAUAGACACAGAUUACGAGGGCUACUUCGACGAUGACGAGGUUAAGAAGGAGUCGCCUAUAACGCCGGUGGCGCGGCCGCCGCUGCCGACGCCGACCAAGCCGGACAACAAGUGGGAGUUCCCGAGGAACAAGUUGAGGCUACAAACUUUAUUGGGGCAAGGGAACUUUGGACAGGUCUGGAAAGCCGAAGCAGACGACCUAAACGGACACGACGGGCUGACGCGACUAGUAGCCGUCAAGAGCAUCAAGGAAUCCGCCUCGCAGAAGGAGAAACAGGAACUGCUGCACGAGAUCUACAUCAUGCAGAAGAUCGGCACCCACCCCAAUGUCGUCACACUGCUCGCUUGCUGCACUGAACAUGAGCCCUACCUCCUCAUAAUGGAAUACGUGAUGUGCGGCAAGCUGCUAACCUACCUGCGUGAGCGGCGCUCUCGGCCCGACCGAUUUAGCGGGAGCGGAGCGCUGACGUCACGAGAUCUCACGGUUUUCGCGUACUGCGUGGCAAGGGGGAUGGACUACAUCGCUUCUAAAGGGAUCGUCCACCGCGACCUGGCCGCCCGCAACGUGCUGGUGGACCACAACAAACUCUGCAAGAUAGCAGACUUCGGCAUGUCUCGGGCCGCCGGCGGCGCCUCACGUAACCGAGGGGCCCUGCCCGUCAGAUGGAUGGCCCCUGAAGCGCUGCUGUACAACGUGUAUAGUCACUCCACUGAUGUGUGGGCCUUUGGGAUCACGCUGUGGGAGAUCGUCACGCUUGGUUCGACGCCAUACGCAGCGAUGUCCGGGCGCGAGGUGCUCACAGCCGUGACGGAGGGCUACCGGCUGGAGCGCCCCCCGCACUGCAAGCCGCAGCUGUACCGCGCCAUGCACUCCUGCUGGCACGCCGACCCCUCGCAACGACCCACCUUCGCAGCCUUAAAGUCCCAGCUAGCUGAGCUUCUUGAUAACGAGCCGUCUGAAGGGAAUUAUGUCGACUUGGACUCGUUUUAUCAAGAAUCUUCUGUGUACAGUGAUCCAUCGGCUAUUAUACAUGAUGAUGAGGGAUUGUCAGCGGAGUAUGAUCGGGAAAGACGAUGUUUUAGAGAACUUACCAAAGGCCCCACGAAAUACGACAACCACGGUUUCAACUUCCGCGAAAGAAACGAAGACAUCCUCAACAAAUUCGGGGGCACACCGAGAAUGGGCGGUUUCGGCAUCCGAGACGUCCCUUUCAACGACCGCAACUUCUCCGAUGGCGAGUUCAACGAACGCACCUUCACCGACGAAAGCUUCACCGACAAAAACUUCACCGACAAAAACUUCACAGACAAAAAUUUCACCGACAACUUCACCGACAGAAAGGAGAAACUCUCGACGUCGAGCUUCCACAAAGAACGGGAGGGUAGAGAGAGCAAUUUGGUCAGUAGGAAUAGCUUUAGUGGGUUCCCUAGGAUAGGCACGAGGGAUAGCCAUUUUCAAAUGAUGCCUGAUGGGAGGAAUAAAAGGGUCUCAGAGUUUGAAUGUGACAUCUGAAGAUACCGUAUAGUCGAACGAGAACUUAGGAAUCUGCAGUUGAGACCUGCUUCUUAAAACUUGUAACUUUUUGAACUGCGGCUUUUAUAAAGUAGGUCUCAGGUUUGAAGGUGCCAAUGGAUUUCAAAUAUUGGUUUUUAAAUUGUAUACGUAUUGGUUGCUUGAAGGCUAUGGAUUUCUUUGGUCUCUUUAACUAUAAUUGAGUCAAUGUAGAACGUCUUACUUCUGACUUUUACGCACUCAUGUGAGUCUUUAGAAAUUGACUGAAUCUUUGUAUUUCUAGUAACUUUAGAAAAGUUUAGUGACUUUUGCCAAACGUUUGCACUGAUUUCAUGUUUUUAACACAUUUUAGCACAAGUGUGGACUCGUGAUAAUUUAAUUUUUAAGUUUCAAUUUCAAUUAAAUUGGUUGAAAUUAUGUAACUUGAAAUGUGUUGAUUUUGUAAAUAGAUUAAUUUAUAGAAUUUUGUAUGUGUGUUUGUGUUAUUGGUGUUUUUGUAAAUAAAUUGUAUAAUUAAGGAGUUAGAAUGACAAACAAAAGAACUGCAUCUUAUUUUGUAGAUUUAUUAAAAUAUACGUUACUGUUUAAAUAUUAAAAGUAUAAAAAAAUAAAAGAUUAAUGUUUGCACUUAUGUUUAUGUUGGAUCACAACGGUGCUAUUGUUAGGUUUUCUUUUAAAGUAGAUUUUUUACAAAACGUAUUACAAAAAUAUCCAGUUACUCUAGUGAAAGUCAUUUAUUAUCGACUUUAUUAUUGUUAACAAUUAGUCAAAACGUACCUAUAUGACAGAAAUUAUGACAAAACCUUGUAAUCUGCAGAAAUUUAAUGUCAGUGUCAAAUAACAAUUAAUUACCUAUUGUAAUACUGACAAAGUUUACUAUGUGCAUAGCGGUACAAAAUGAAAAUUAUUUUGAGUACUCUAGAAAAUGUACAGGGUUAAUAAUGUAACAUCUUAACUAAGUCAUCUCGUUUUGUAAAAUUUUUGGAUGUCAUAAAGUUUCUGUUACAAAAUAUCGCCAUAUAUUUUGACGUUUUUAUAUGAUAAACUUAAUAUUCAAUACAAAACUGGAUUUUCUAUAAGUUUUGCUCUUUCAAGACUACUAAGAAACCUAGAAGUUAAUUACUGCUAUUUACAUACAUAUAAUACUGUUACCUGUAAUGUUAGAGCAGAUUUUUAUUUUACUGACGUUUUUUUUAAUUUCUCAAAUAAGUAAGAUAAUCUCAUUGCGGGCAUAAUAAUCCCGAAAUCCAAUUUCGAACAAAAAAUUCUUCAUGUGUUUUUUUAGGCAAUAUUUACGUAGGAAUUUUACGUAAGUAUAAUGUACAUUAUACUUAUAAAUAAUAGGGAACUGCGUCGAAAUACAAAAGAACACGUCAAUAAAAUAAAAAUUGUCCCGUUAAAGUUUAUAAAAUGUUAUUCAACGUUCUUUUUCGAAUCUCCGUCGAGGUACUUGGUGGAAUUGACGCGAUAUCUGUACGAGUAUUGGACGAAUUAUGGACACUUUUAUAAUUUACUGUGCUUUUGAGCAUUUAGCUUAACCUAACAACUAGUAAGUAUUGAACAUUGAACUUGGUUAAAAUAUUUCUGUAUAGUGCAAUGGUACCUUUUGUAAUUAUUUCUUAGCAAAAUGGGAUUUAAUCGCGUACAGUAAGCGGCGACAUUAGUAUAUGGCGGAGAUAAAGAAUGCACAUCGGUCUUUGGAAGGAGAAGAUUAACGUCACAUAAGCAAGAAAGAGACAACGCUCUACGGAUGUGCAUUCUUUAUCGCCGUUUACUGUUAUUACAGUAGUAUUUUAUACAAUCGUGAUAUAAUACAAAGCUUCUCAGUCGAGUACCAUAUUUAAUAGUAGGUACGGUACGAGAGUGAAAAGCUUAAUUAUAUCACUAUUGUAUACAAUACUUUUUCUAUGAGUCAUCGUCUUCAUCAUCAAUGGACGAAAAUAUCAUCAUUCAAGUUAAAAUUAAUGUUAAUA
Molecule: messenger RNA, 6138 nt
Organism: Leguminivora glycinivorella
Lineage: Eukaryota; Metazoa; Arthropoda; Insecta; Lepidoptera; Tortricidae
Product: dual specificity protein kinase splB-like
Exons: 8
Coding region: 215-4165 (1316 amino acids)
Biological process (GO): protein phosphorylation; multicellular organism development; positive regulation of kinase activity
Cellular component (GO): signaling receptor complex
Molecular function (GO): transmembrane receptor protein tyrosine kinase activity; ATP binding
Source: RefSeq, a predicted model, not a curated record